CUUCUCCCGGGAUUAUCAAGUUUAGUUGUGCAAAGUUUCUUAACAAAAUGACCACCAAAAGCCUUAUUGUUACCUUGAAAGAAGAUGUGUCAGAUGCUGACUACAAAAAGUUCAAAGAUGACUUGAUCAAACUUGGUGCUGAGAUCACCCAAGAAUAUAAUUUAUUUAAGGGAUUUAGCGUAACUUUACCUGAGGUUCAUAGCGAGACCUUAACCUCCAGUGAACAUGUUGCUACUGUUGAACCUGAUGCUGAAGUUAAAAUUCUCCCAAUCGAGACUAAAACAGCUGCUACCUCCAAGAUUCUUGACCCAAGGACAGUUGGUAAAUAAGUGUGCUCAAACGGUAUUGGACCGAGGAACGGAUUGAUUAGAUUUACCAAAUUUUUAUUAAUUUAAUAUUU
Messenger RNA from Ascoidea rubescens DSM 1968, 400 nucleotides. RefSeq lists its product as uncharacterized. The record is from RefSeq and is a predicted model, not a curated record. Gene Ontology annotation, molecular function: endopeptidase inhibitor activity. Gene Ontology annotation, biological process: vacuole fusion, non-autophagic. The transcript is spliced from 2 exons. NCBI's taxonomy places the organism in Eukaryota, Fungi, Ascomycota, Saccharomycetes, Ascoideales, Ascoideaceae. The coding region runs from base 48 to 329 and encodes 93 amino acids.